UAAGCUAAGCUGCCGCUCCCAACCAACAUUCUCUCUCCUCCUCUUAAGCUACCUCCCUCCGAUCGAUUGGGCAGCCGGGCUGCGAGGCUGUGCUGCGUUUCGUGUGGCAAAGGCCAAAGAGCGCGGGCGCGAGGAGAGCUAGGUCAGAGAGAGAUGAUGUCGUCGAGGGAGCGCAAGAAAGCAGCCGCUCUGCAGGAGAAGCUGCAGCUCCUUCGCUCUCUCACCCACUCCCAUGCUCUGAGCGAUACGUCGAUAAUCAUGGACGCGUCCAAGUACAUCAAAGAGCUGAAGCAGAAGGUGGUGAUGCUGAACCAGGAGAUCGCUUGCGCGCAGGACUCGCGCAGCAGACAGAACUCUUCCUACCCCACGGUCAAGGUUGAAACCCUAGGGCACGGGUCGUUCCUCGUCAACGUGUUCUCUGACAAGAGCUGCCCGGGGCUUCUCGUUUCCCUCCUCGAGGCCUUGGAUGAGCUGGGCCUCAGCGUCCUCGAAGCCACGGCCACCUGCGCCGACACCUUCCGUCUAGAAGCCAUAGGAGGGGAGAACCUGGUGGAGAACGUGGACGAGCUCGUCAUCAAGCAGGCGAUGCUGCGGGCCAUAAGAACGGCCCGCUCAUCCCAGAGCGGCGCCACCGAGGACGACGACGAUCAGAUAUAGCGCGAGCAAGCAGUGCUGCCUCGCCCUCGAUCGGUCUACGAAAUACUAGUUUCUACUAUUCUCACUAUAUAUAUCCCUCUCUCGAUCUCUCUCUCUCUCUCUCUCUCUCUCUCUCUCUCUCUCUCUCUCUCUCUCUCGUUCGUUUUUGUUCAUCGUACUGGUGAUUAGAUGUGCCACCCCUGAUAAAUUCGACGGUUCGACACACCAUUGCUAGAUCUUGUAAUGCUGUUAAUUAGGGGUGUGCCGGGCAAUGGUUAAGAUCGUUAUCAUGCAACAUGUGAUGGGAGGUUCAUCUGAAAGCUCAGCUGAAAGGAGGCUAGCUGGCCUUGUACUAUCAUGCAAUGUAAGCACUCUUGUUGAUGCAGGAAAA
This is a messenger RNA of Lolium rigidum, 1027 nucleotides long. RefSeq lists its product as uncharacterized. The coding region runs from base 154 to 657 and encodes 167 amino acids. NCBI's taxonomy places the organism in Eukaryota, Viridiplantae, Streptophyta, Magnoliopsida, Poales, Poaceae. Gene Ontology annotation, biological process: regulation of DNA-templated transcription. The transcript is spliced from 4 exons. Gene Ontology annotation, cellular component: nucleus. The record is from RefSeq and is a predicted model, not a curated record. Gene Ontology annotation, molecular function: protein dimerization activity; DNA-binding transcription factor activity; sequence-specific DNA binding.